CAGAAUGCUAUCACAUAAGUUGGGCGGUCGGUUAUGUAAACGGUGUAAACUUAGUAACUAACUUGGCUAUAAUCGCAGCAACGCUAUGAAAACAAUAAGACGAGUGGACACAUUCAAAAAUUCAAAGCAGGGGGCAGGUGAAUGGAUUUCUGCGUUUUCCAGCACCGGCAGGUAGCGGAGGGCUAUUUGAAUGUUCCACCUUUACAACAGGUGUUUUGGAUACCUAUUUACUUUACUACUUUACUUAAUAAAGAUCCUUUGGAGGGUUGAACUUUUGAGAUCCACUGGAUCUAUGGCCUCCCAUCUAGGAGAAUUCUCUCAAACAAACAACACCUUUGAGUUCGAUCAAAUGUAAAAAAAUUAACAAAAAAAAAAAUACAAAGCUAAACACUGAUUAAAAAGAAAAUAAAGAAUAACUUUAGAGGAAUCAUGGAGUUGGUAGUUCGAAAUCGAAUGGAGGACAUACAAAAACGCAACAAUACGACCUUCGGCGGUGUUUCGUUUGACGUAGUCCACGUUCCUGAUGCCUCUGAAGUUGAGCCAUCACCCAUACCCGGGGAGAGCUUAGAGCAGUUUCCCAUAGAAUUCCCGCUGGCGGAUCACACGGACCCGUCACUGUGUCGUGAUGCGUUUAUGAAGGAUCUCCUGAAGGAGCACGAUAGAAAGAGUGCUUUCCUGCGUCUCUCCACCCGAAAAACGACGGGGAUCGAGGAGGUCGAGGAUAUGCAGACUAUGAUUGCUCGCCCCACGAUGGCCGCUUUGAAUCCUAUCGAGAUUCUGGCCAUGCAGCAGUUGGCAAGGAAAUUCCGGGGAAGUACCAAGCGCAAGACCGUAGAAGAGAUCAUCGAAAGGAUCCGGGAACGGCAGUCGGCGCUGUUGCAUCUCAGAUUGGACUGCCAAAUGGCGUCGAUCGACUAUCUUACGAAGAUCCUGACCAAGCAGCUGAGCCUCUUCUCGGAUCCUCUGCCAGGCAACGUCGAGGACAUACCCUUCAAUCUGUUUCGUUGGUCGUUGGAGUACUUCGAGGCACGCCUGAACGUCAAGCAGAUAUAUCUCGACGUAAUCCAACGGGAGCGGACAAAGGACGAACUUAACUGCAUAAAGUUCCGCACUGAUCUCAGUGAGAUUACCAGCUUCGCAAACGCGAUCCUGAAGCAAUUUCACGAAAAAGAAGAUCUCUGUGGUGGUGUUACAGCAACCCUCCGCAAUGCUUUUUUCUAUAAUCAGGCUCCUUGGGUUGCUAGUCUGAGAUUUCUAGAAAGCUCUAUAACGUCCAUGAGGUCAGUCAGUCACAUUAAUUAUGUUGGAAGCCAAAUGCGAAUGCAGAGUCUCCAAAGGGGAACAAUGGAGCAAUACGAUAAUAAUAGUGCACUUGACCCCAUCGAGGAGCGCUACCAAGUGAAUUGGAUCAGGAGCUGUGCUGACCAGCGAGUCCUGCGCAUGGACCACCAGGAGGAUGAGCUAUGUGAAGAACUAUCCAGCCUGCAGGAGACAUGUGACGUUGACAAUGCCGUGCACCUCCACUCCGAGGCGGUGUAUUUGUACGAGAUUCAGAGGCUGCAGCAGAUGAUCGGAGAUUGGCAGACGCGCUACGAUGUCGAUCUGGAGCAGGCAGAACUCAACUGCGUUAUUUCCAAGAACAAGCUGCAAAAGUGGAGGGGCGACCUUGCCUUCCUUAAGGAGCGGGAGGAGUUUUAUAAGACACGUAUUGAGGAGGAGCUUGUUAAGAUGGACGUGGAGAAGAGGACGUCUGAUAUUUCUUCUAAAAGGUCCUCAAAGUCAUCUCGCAAGAAGGACACCAAGAAGACCAAAAACUCAAAGGCAGCGCGAUAAGUUUGUAGAAUUGGUAGAAAUUCGUAAAUGUUUCCAAUGGAUAUAUGAAAUAAACAAAGAACUGAUAAUAAGCUGUCCUUCCUUUCUUUAAUAAUAUGUAAUAUUUAUAAUAAUUUAUAAUCAAUGUAAGUCUCACGCUUAAAUUCUCGUUUUGAAAAGUUCUUAUGUUUCAAACAGAGGUGAUUUAAGCUUCAAAAUUUAAACGAUCAACAAAUACGACAAA
Messenger RNA from Drosophila ananassae, 2056 nucleotides. RefSeq lists its product as uncharacterized. NCBI's taxonomy places the organism in Eukaryota, Metazoa, Arthropoda, Insecta, Diptera, Drosophilidae. The transcript is spliced from 5 exons. The record is from RefSeq and is a predicted model, not a curated record. The coding region runs from base 430 to 1833 and encodes 467 amino acids.